Messenger RNA from Chaetomium strumarium, 879 nucleotides. RefSeq lists its product as uncharacterized. The record is from RefSeq and is a predicted model, not a curated record. The coding region runs from base 1 to 879 and encodes 292 amino acids. The transcript has 2 exons. Lineage: Eukaryota; Fungi; Ascomycota; Sordariomycetes; Sordariales; Chaetomiaceae.
AUGGCAAUGACUUCAAGUCCAUCCGGCUGCAGAUCGCGUGCCGAAGAACCGACCACCACAUCCGGCCCCAUUGUCUUCUACGACAUCAAAAUGCGUCCUCCGGUGGAGAGACACUGCUGCUCACCAAACCCCUGGAAGACCCGACUGGCACUCAACUUCAAAGGCGUCCCAUACUCGACCUCAUGGGUGGCCUUACCCGACAUUGCACGAGUGCGCAGUAGCCUCAAAGUCCCGGCCUGCCGCAAGUUCGCGGACGGCUCCGACUACUUUACCCUACCCCUCAUCGAGGACCCUGCCACGGGGUUGCGGGUCGGCGACUCCUUCGAUAUCGCCGUCUACCUGCAGAAGACGUAUCCAGACUCGGGCGCGGGCGACCUCUUCCCCGCUCAGACGCUCGACUACGCCUUCGCCCGCCUCGAUGGAUUCCUCGUACCGCUAUCGGACUGCCGGGAUAGCGAGUUUCCCGAAUACGCGUGGUUCAAUACCAACGUCGAUGCAGCCUUCAGCGCACAUGUACAGCUCGCGGUUCAGGGGUUUCCCUUCGACCCGGCUACGGCCGAGGCCACCAAGGCGGAGUUCGUACGGCGCGCGGGAGUUAGCAGCUGGGAAGACUUUGCGUUGGUGGGCGAGGCGAGAGAGAAGGUGAAGGAUUCGUUCCGUAACAUGCUGGGUGGUUUGGCUAGGUUGUUCUCGAGGGACGCCAGUGGGCCAUUUCUGCUCGGGGCGAGGGCAAGCUACGCGGACUUCAUUGUCGGUGCGUGGCUGCGAAUGAUGUGCGUAACUCUACCGGAGAGCGAGUGGGAGGAGGUGAGGAGCUGGCAUGACGGUAUUUUCGGCCAAUUGCACGAUGCCUUGGGGGUAUAUGCGGAGGUGAAAUAG